Silurus meridionalis is the source of this 4472-nucleotide messenger RNA. RefSeq names its product mitogen-activated protein kinase kinase kinase kinase 2 (gene map4k2). Gene Ontology annotation, biological process: protein phosphorylation. The record is from RefSeq and is a predicted model, not a curated record. Lineage: Eukaryota; Metazoa; Chordata; Actinopteri; Siluriformes; Siluridae. The transcript is spliced from 32 exons. Bases 235 to 2832 code for a protein of 865 amino acids. Gene Ontology annotation, molecular function: MAP kinase kinase kinase kinase activity; ATP binding.
UGCGCACUGACGCCUCUUCACUCUCAGAGACACACGGAGCGUCUACACACACACACACACACACACACACGCGCGCGCGCAGCUUUAUCUGAAUUAAGACGCGCACGUUUUUUGUAUCAUUCUUUCUGCUUCACACUUCUUUUUUUGGCUAUCGAUUUGGUCAUAGAGCUCCUCGUAGGCAGUUGAGGGAUUAAGUCGCUGUCAUGUCUUUUUACUGAGGACCCUCACCGUGCUAUGAUGGAUACUAUCGGAGUUUCAUUUCUAGACCCCCUGAAGGACUAUGAGAUCAUACAGAGGAUCGGAAGUGGCACAUACGGUGAUGUGUUUAAGGCAAGGAACAUCAAGAACUCGAAAAUGGCUGCUAUUAAAAUUGUUAAGCUAGAUCCAGGAGAUGACAUCACAUCUAUUCAGCAGGAGAUAACCACAAUGAAGGAGUGCAAGCAUAAGAAUAUUGUGGCCUAUUAUGGCAGCUACCACAGAAACACAAAGCUGUGGAUAUGCAUGGAGUACUGUGGAGGUGGGUCAUUGCAAGAUAUCUACCAUGUGACUGGGCCACUAAAGGAGAAACAGAUUGCAUAUAUAUGUAGAGAAACUUUGCAGGGUUUAAAUCAUCUCCACGAAACUGGCAAAAUUCAUCGUGAUAUUAAGGGUGCCAAUAUACUUCUUACUGAGCGAGGAGAUGUCAAACUGGCUGAUUUUGGAGUUGCUGCAGAGAUCAGUGCCACAGCUGCCAAGAGGAAAUCUUUUAUUGGAACGCCCUACUGGAUGGCCCCUGAGGUUGCAGCUGUGGAGAAGAAAGGUGGCUAUAACCACUUGUGCGACAUUUGGGCGGUAGGCAUCACUGCCAUUGAGCUGGCAGAGCUGCAGCCACCCAUGUUUGAUCUUCAUCCCAUGAAAGCUCUGAUGUUGAUGUCUAAGAGCAGUUUUCAACCUCCUAAACUGAAAGACAAGGCACAAUGGUCUGCAGGGUUUCAUAGCUUUGUAAAGAUGUGUUUGACUAAGAAUCCUCGUAAGAGACCCACAGCUGAAACUCUGUUACAGCAUUCCUUUGUUACACAGCUACUGACCAGAAACCUUGUCAUUGAGCUUCUGGACAUGGCCAACAACCCAGAUCUCCACCAGGCACUCAGCAUUGAUGACAAUGAUCAUGAAGCUAAUGAUGCUACCCCGGAUAAGAUCCAGUCAAAGGGAAAGUGUCUACCGGUAGAGAGAAGUCUAUCUGAGGAACAGUUUGAUCAGGUCAAAUUUGCACCUCUGAGGAGGAAAGAGACAGAUCCAUAUCCCGAUCUGGAUUCAUGUGAUGACUGGAGCAUUUCAGGCGAUGAAACCGAAUCACCGAGUCUCCUGGAAUGUGUGGAAGAGGAACUGCAGCAGAGAAGCCUCACAAUAAAAACACAGCCGUCCUGUGAGUGGGGGAAGAGGAAAAGUGGAUUAUACAGUCCUCCACCAGUAUUAGCCACUGCAUCACUUCCUCCCAUGAGCCAUCAGCAGGGCGCAGAUCCAACUCUGAGGCCCAGUGCCACCCUAAAAUCUGAUACAACACUUCGGCCCAAAUCAGCUCUGAUAAGGUGCUCAGGCAGUCAUGAUGUACGGCAGUGGGACAGUGACCCUUGUGUUCCUGAGAAGGAUGAUGCUCAGGGCGAACAGCAAAGCCUUCAUACCAGCAAAGACACAGCUCUCUCUCCUGAGUGGAGUACGAUGAGAAAAAAAGCAGAAGAUUCGAGAGCUGAUUCUCACGGACUCCCUCCUACCCCCCAAGUCCAUAUGGGGGCCUGUUUCUCUAAAGUCUUCAAUGGCUGCCCAUUAAGAAUCCACUGUGCUGUGACAUGGGUUUUCCCUAAAACUAGAGAUCAGUAUCUGAUACUGGGUGCAGAGGAGGGGGUCUACACGCUCAACUUAAAUGAGCUUCAUGAAGACACUUUGGAAAAGUUACUUCCACAGAGAUGUACCUGGCUAUAUGUAAUGAACAAUGUCCUAAUGUCUGUCUGUGGAAAGUCAUGUCAGCUUUUCUCCCAUAGUCUAACUGCACUGUUUGAGCAACGAGGACAUGUCCAGAGGAAAACUAUUCACUUAUCCCUUAGCACCAACCGCUUUGCUGACAGAAUCAUUCACAGGAAGUUUGCAGUGUCACUAAAAAUCCCAGACACUAAAGGCUGUCGAAAGUGCAGUGUUGCUCGUAACCCAUAUACUGACAGCACCUUUCUUUGUGCGGCUGUACCCUCUGGGCUUGUUCUGCUCCUGUGGUAUGAGCCCCUACAAAAGUUCAUGCAUCUAAAGCACAUAGCUGUAAGUCUGCCUGACCCUCUGGUUAUUUUUGAGCUGCUGGUUUUGGUCACGGAUGAACUUCCUCAGCUCUGUGUAGGUGUGAGGGAAUGCCAAGCAAGAAGUGAUGACCCUCAGACAAAACAACAACUAAAGUUUGACAUAAUUGAGCUGAAUGGCACACCAAAAUCCAGUUCAGAUAUUGAACUUGUAAGAGCAGGGCAGGUAACACAGCUAGACAGAGAUACAGUCCUGAUUGCCCUAGAAAAAACAGUUAAGAUUGUCAAUCUGCAGGGUGUUCCAAGUAUGGAUUUAGCCUCAGAAAUGGAGUUUGAUUUCCCUAUCGAGACUUUAGUUUGUCUUCAAGAUAGUGUUUUAGCUUUCUGGAAACAUGGACUUAAAGGACGCAGUCUGCACAACUGUGAGAUAACACAAGAAAUCACAGAUGAAACACGAGUUUUUCGGGUUUUAGGCACAAACAGAGACAUUGUUUUACAAAGUACCCCAACUGACAACCCUUCAUCGUCCAGCAAUUUGUAUAUUUUAACUGGUCAUGAAAACAGCUACUGAAAGCAGCAAAACAAUGAGGAGUGGCCAAAGGAACUGGAGAUAGAAAGACGUAAAAAAAACCACUCUGGAAAACUAUAAAGUCUAUAAAAUGAUGUUUUAUGUUCGACUGUCUAUAAUUGCAAAUCUUCAUAAGUCUUUAUAAGUACAUAAGGGAAAAUAUGAUGGUCUGAGUAUUAGCAAAUACAGCAGUUUGUUACCCGCUGAUUGCUUUUGUUUCUUCAAGUAAAAAACAAAACUUUUCAGCAUUGACAAAUGCACAUUCUAUAAAUGCAAUGAAAAAACCCCAAUUAGAGCUAUAGAGGACUGCUUUUUCACCAUUCAUUCUGUCAUUUGUGUCCUUGCACUUUACCUUAUAAUGACAUAGUUCGUUUUAAGAUGGUACACUAAAAUGACUCUUAAAGCACUCUCUAAAAUCAGAUCUGACUGGAAUACAAACAGACUGAUUCAUAAAUAAUUUAUGUAAUUCAUAUGACAGCGUUUAUUCAUACUAACUGUACAGAGCUUAGCAGAAAAAUCCAAACUAAAAGGCUAGCAUAACAAUAUUUUAUUUAUAAGUUAACUGUUGCUUAACUGUUUACUGCCUUUUCAACAAAGGUGUUUGACUGACUGCUGUUUUACUGACUGCUGAUUGCAGUGCAAGUGGGAUUUAGUCCUCAAUUCCACCUUAAUUAAAGCAACUGAUGCAGCCUUGCUGUACUGUUUUAGCCUGUUCGUAUUUGACCGAUCUGACCUGCUCAUUUGUACUCUUAGCUUAAACAGAUAAGGCUCCAAAGCUUUAACUUUGGAACAUUGCUCUCAUGUCUGUCAUGGUUAACAUCUUGCAGAUUUCCAGCUAGCCAAGUUCAGUUUAACUGCACUGAAUAGCUGCAUUGUAUUCAGGAACUAUACUUUAAUAUAAACAUUUUAAUGUAGUUAAAAGUUGGUUGCUCCAUUCAGAGAAAAAUAUUUCUUAAACUUUGGAGAUGACUAAGUAUUUUCAAGGGAAACUACUAUCAUGAUGCUGACUUUUUUUUUUAUAAAUAUUUUCAGUAAAACUGUAAUUUUUUCUGUUGAUAUAGAUAUGGAUUUGUUUAACAAAUAUAAACUGGUACACAUGGGCAAAAAUAUUAAAAUAUUCCUUGUGGUUUUACCUCAUUUACAAAAAAGUGUUUCAAAUGUAAAUAAAGUUCAAUAGAUGUUUAAACAUGUUCUCACUUAGCAGGGUGGACUAUAAUCUCAUAUGAGGAUUCCUAAACACGUAUUACAUUGUUUUGUCUUCAGUUUCAGUUGCUGAUGAAAACUGAAGGACAAAAAUGUACAAGAAGUGGUAUUUCUUCUCAUGUAUUAACCCAGUUCCCCAUCACAGAAUUUCUGUCUUUACACACAUGCCUCCUAACUGGUCUGACCUUGGACUUAAUGUACUAGGACACCCAGUUCUGGGAAGAUUCAUAACUGUCUUAAAGGGUGUCCAUUUGUAAACAAUUCUCCUCAUUGUAGAAUGGUGACUUUCACACUUGAUGAUUAAAGAAUUUGUGCAUUUCAUCAACACCAGGCUGCUCUCAUCAUGAUUGUUACGUAGAAAUUGUGUACUUAUUUAUUCCCAGCUGGAAACUUAAAGUUGGUUUACUUUGGGGUGAAAUAAAUAAAUACAUUAUAAAAUA